Molecule: messenger RNA, 1345 nt
Organism: Rhopilema esculentum
Lineage: Eukaryota; Metazoa; Cnidaria; Scyphozoa; Rhizostomeae; Rhizostomatidae
Source: RefSeq, a predicted model, not a curated record
UAGUACACCCUCCCACCCUCCAAGCAACUGCAAAAUGGUGAUGCCGAGAAUGAUGCAAAACGUAGUAAUCCUUAUAGUUUUCAUUUUAUGGACAUUACUUCUUGUUUCUGUUGACAUACCAUUGGCUUGGCGACGUAUUAAAAGUAGAUAUGGAUUUUUAAAGGCCAAGUAUAGAUGUCAGCAAGGUGUCACUGAAUUGCACCCAGAGUAUUAUACACAUGUUGUUCCAAAGAAUUCCCAUCGGAAAGACAAUGUGUUCCCUUGCUUCAAAGGGGUAUUCAAUGAUACCCUCAUUGUUGUGACAUACAACAGUCCUUAUUAUGAAAAUAUUGAAGUCAUAAACAAAUUAUACAAUAAGGUUUUUGGAAAAGUUGUGCACUGUGGUGGUGAAGCAACCAAGGCAGAUAAAUAUUCUCCAGACAUAGUAACUGACGUAUGUGGUGGCCAUUGUGGAUAUGUGUGCAUGGCACGUGCAAUGGAAAAAUAUCGUGGUUACAAAGGAUAUCUUUAUGUAAAUGACGACAUGGUUGUGAAUUGGUGGCGGCUAUUAGACUUUGAUAGAAAAAAGGUCUGGCAAGGUCCAGAAAUUAUUAACUUUGAACAAGGUGCGUAUGAAGAAAUCAAGAACAAAGAAUGGAUGUGGUGGGAAUAUCCAGUUGGUCUCGCAGCGUGUCGGGAGUCGUACCAAGCUCUUUCCUUGGCUGCAAAGGAAGACGAAUCUUUAAAUCGAGCUUUGGAUAUUUACAUAAAAAAUGGCAAAGGAAAGCCAAGAUGUGGAAAAGGCUGGUCUGAUUUUUUCUAUGUUCCCGGCCAUUUGGCAGACACCUGUCGAAAGCUUCUCGAUACUUAUGAGAAGCAUAAGUUGUUCUUGGAAAUCUCUGUCAUUAACGUACUUCAUAGCUUGGACUUUGCAGAAAAUUUUGAAGUAGUUAAAGGGAUUUUCCUCCCUGAUCUUUGGCUCGUUGACCCCGCUAACGGCAGAGAGUUCUGGGGUGUAUACAACACAAGCAUAACUUUUAUACACCCCUUUAAGUACGGGUUUCAAGAUUUUGCAGAUAUGAACAAGGCUCUUGUCAAGAACUGGAUAUUAGAAAUAACUAAUUCAUUGACAAGCUGCUAAGCUGGCGUAGCUUUGAAAAUGUCAUUAUAAUAUCUUCCUGAUAGUAAUUAAAGCUUUCAUUAAAUUUGUGUAAUUUUAUGUUGUUGAGAUCAUUGUUCAAAUCUAUUAAUUUAAAGAUUUUGCUUUUUGUUUGUUACUUUGUUUGUUUUUGUUUUGUCAGAGGUUAAUUUGAAGCAAGAGCAAUAUCGAUGAAAAACUAUUAUAUUAUAUUAUACAAAUGGUGUA